AUGGCUACCUCUGCCGUCACCGCCGCCGCCCCCACCUCCUCCUCCAAAUCCUUCAGAAUCGUCUCCCGUACGAUGCAGUCACUGGUCCUCCUCAUUGUCUCGAUUGGCACGGUCAUCACCAUCGCGUGGCUCGUCCUAAACCCCCGCCCUCCCGCAUUCCGGCUUGACUCCCUGUCCCUCUCCGGCCUCCCCAGUGCCUCCGAUGCCUCAUCCCGUCCUCCAGGACCCCACGUUCGGAUCCAGCUCACCGCCACCAACCCAAACAAGAAACUCGGCGUGGUCAUCCAGGACGUCAACCUCUGGCUCGCAAAAGUUCACUGCAAGUGCCAGCUCCCUCUUGAGCCCCAACCACACAGCAUCGUCGGAGUAUCCCAUCAGUAA
Eucalyptus grandis is the source of this 381-nucleotide messenger RNA. RefSeq names its product NDR1/HIN1-like protein 6. The transcript has a single exon. The record is from RefSeq and is a predicted model, not a curated record. The coding region runs from base 1 to 381 and encodes 126 amino acids. Lineage: Eukaryota; Viridiplantae; Streptophyta; Magnoliopsida; Myrtales; Myrtaceae.